Molecule: messenger RNA, 1519 nt
Organism: Labeo rohita (rohu)
Lineage: Eukaryota; Metazoa; Chordata; Actinopteri; Cypriniformes; Cyprinidae
Gene: grem2b
Product: gremlin 2, DAN family BMP antagonist b
Exons: 2
Coding region: 272-772 (166 amino acids)
Biological process (GO): animal organ morphogenesis
Molecular function (GO): receptor ligand activity; BMP binding
Source: RefSeq, a predicted model, not a curated record
UCAGAGCCAAUAGAAAGCGCUCAGUGUGAUAAGAUCCACAUGCGAGUGACGGAGACGAGCCAGAAAGCAGAGUUCAAACACACAGAGAGAGAUUUAUAGAGUCACCUCCAGAAAGCAGCAUCACAGUCUGAGAGAAUCCGUCAGAAACGUGGAAGAGCAGCAGCAGCAGCAGCAGCAGAGCCUCUCGUCUGCUCCCGUCCAUGGGCUUGAGCGGCGCCGGCCAUCCCUGGACUCUGGAUCUGCUCCGUCUCUGACCGCACACUCGUCCAGGAUGAGCUGUAAGGUGGCGCUGUGGCUGCUGCUCGCCGGCCUGCUGUGCGUCACCUCCGCCAGCCGUAAGAACCGACCGCAGGGAUCCAUCCCGUCACCCUACAAGACCAGCUCCAACACCUCCGACCGGCGCACACGCAAACAGGAAGUUCUGGCCUCCAGCCAGGAAGCUCUGGUGGUGACGGAGCGCAAGUACCUGAAGAGCGACUGGUGCAAGACGCAGCCGCUGCGGCAGACGGUCAGUCAGGAGGGCUGCAAGAGCCGCACCGUCAUCAACCGCUUCUGCUACGGCCAGUGCAACUCCUUCUACAUCCCACGGCACGUCAGGAAGGAGCAGGAGUCGUUCCAGUCGUGCGCCUUCUGCAGGCCGCAUCGCUUCACCAGCCUCACCGUGGAGCUCGAAUGCCCCGACCUGCAGCCGGCCGUCCGCUACCGCAAGAUCCAGCGCGUCAAGCAGUGCCGCUGCAUGUCCGUCAGCGUGUCCGAGUCUGGGAAACAGUGAGAUUGUGACGAGGUUUCACUGGAAACACCUGCUGCUAAUCUGAGCUGAAAGACUGCAAGGCUUCAGCACGCCAUCUUAAGACCGUCCUGCUGGACACUGGUCACUAUCGGCCACCACUGGUCUCCAGAAAUCUCCAUCAGUCACAACUGGUCAGCACUGGUCUCCAACAGUCACCAUUGGUGAUCAUUGGUCACUAUCUGUCAUCAUUGGUUUUCAAAGGUCUCCAUUGGUCUCCAACAGUCACCAUCGGUCACUAUUGGUCAGUGGAGUGUGGAAAUGGACUGACAUGCAGAGAAAUGACUCCACACGGAACUCGAUCCAGGAGCUGCUGCUGCCUGUGUGACAAUCAAUGAUAGUUAACACCAAACAUGCGUAACUAGACUGAUUAUAGAGAUUCUAUAGAAAUAUGGUACAACAAAAGUAUAUAUAUGUAGAGAAACAACUGAAGUCUAUAUUAAAAGUAUUGAGUUCUAUUGACGUCUUCUGUUCUUCUGUUACUUCUGUGGGGAAAUCUGUGGACUGGAUAUAAAGGCCUGUUCACACUACAACUACAUAAUAUGGACUUCUCACAAUUCUGAUUUUUUUUUUCUUGCAAUUCAUCUGACAACUGAAUUUUUCUUGCAAUUCAGAAUUGCACGACAUAAACUCACCAUUAUAUGCAAAAAGUCUGGAAUGUAAGAAUGGUGUAAUUGCAAGAAAAAAAAAGUGCCAAAUCUUUCAGAUAAAGUCAGUAAUACGAGAUGUAGA